Messenger RNA from Orbicella faveolata, 1309 nucleotides. RefSeq names its product syntaxin-12-like. Gene Ontology annotation, cellular component: synaptic vesicle; membrane; endomembrane system. Gene Ontology annotation, biological process: intracellular protein transport; vesicle-mediated transport; vesicle fusion. Gene Ontology annotation, molecular function: SNARE binding; SNAP receptor activity. The record is from RefSeq and is a predicted model, not a curated record. NCBI's taxonomy places the organism in Eukaryota, Metazoa, Cnidaria, Anthozoa, Scleractinia, Merulinidae.
AACCGCUGACAAUAAUAUCAGUGAGUCAUUUCCAAAACGAUAGAUUUUGUCAGCGAAGUUCAACGCCAAAACUGAGUGAUUUUGCCAUUUGUAAGUCUUUGAAAGCAGAACAAGCGCCAUGUCCUUUGGUGAAUACUCUUCAAACUCCAGCACAGCAUCAAAGGCUGGUACCUCAGAGUAUAACAGACUUUGUGGUUGUGUUAGUAAUAAUAUUCAAGCAAUCAACAAAAAUGUGGCCACAAUUCAAAAGCUUGUGGACAAGCUUGGUACUUCAGAGGAUAAGUCACAGCUGCAGAGCAGACUGCAACAGACAGAACAGGCUACGCAAAAACUUGCCAAGGAAACUCACUCAUACUUGAAGCAGCUGCCUCACCUCUUUGGAGAUUCACCGUCUGAUAGACGUCAAAGAAAAAUACAGGUGGACAAGCUAACAGAUAACUUUUCUACAGCACUGAACAGCUUCCAGAGAGUUCAGCGAAUUGCAGCUGAGAAAGAGAAAGAAUCUGUCUCAAGAGCAAGAUCAAUAUCUGCAGGGAUGCCUUCUGCAAGUCCAAUGGGUGGAUAUAAUGAUGAACAUGGUUUGACAGCACAUGACAGAACUGCUGGGGGGUUUGGAAUCCAGGUACAAGAAGAGGAAGAAAUCUCAGUGGAAUUGAUUGAGGAGAGGGAAAGAGCCAUUAGGCAACUUGAGGCUGAUAUUGUAGGUGUCAAUGAGAUUUUCAGAGAUCUUGCCUCCAUGGUUUAUGAGCAGGGUGACAUGAUAGAUAGCAUUGAAGCCAAUGUAGAUAGUACUGCUGUCCAUGUCGAGGAUGCAAAUGUUCAGUUGCAAAAAGCUAGUCAUUACCAGAAAGCAGCAAGGAAGAAGAUGUGCUGCAUUCUAGUAGUGUUAGUUGUUGUUGCCGCAAUAUUGGCUGUGAUCAUUUAUGUCUCAGUUAAGAAGUGAAAUUCUUUAGAAUUCAAGUUGUUUUACUGAGCUUUGAAAAACACAAAAGUACUUGAGAUUCAUCAGACAUAAAAUCUAUUUAGGACUUGUUAUCUUCUAGUUAUGAUAACCAAUAUCUAUUUCAUUCAGCCCAUUUCCUUUUUUUUCUUAAGUUACUUCCUCUAGUGUAUGACUGUAUGUCUAGCUCGUCGACACAGUGAUGCAUAGGUAACAAAAUGGCCGUUUUCACACUAUAGACGGAUAAUCCGUCUACGACGGGUUAUCCGUCCAUUACGGAUAAUUCGUCUUGGUGUGAAAACGGAACGGUGCUCAUUUUAGACGGAUAAUCCGUCUAUUUUUAUCCGUCCGAUUAUCCGUCUAUGUAGA